Messenger RNA from Letharia columbiana, 894 nucleotides. RefSeq lists its product as uncharacterized. The transcript is spliced from 4 exons. The record is from RefSeq and is a predicted model, not a curated record. Bases 1 to 894 code for a protein of 297 amino acids. Lineage: Eukaryota; Fungi; Ascomycota; Lecanoromycetes; Lecanorales; Parmeliaceae.
AUGCCGAGGCACAGAGUCGAUGUCAACCUGAAGGGAGUUUCACACUAUGUUGAUGGCCAGUUCGUUGACGCUACUGGUUUUCCAUUCUGGGAAAACGUGUUACCUAAUGGUCUUCACCUCGAGAGACGGGUUGGACGUCCGGCUAAUGAUGACCGCAAAUUUGUUAAAACGCCAGGAUUUGGAAAAAGUGUUGAGUGGACUAGCGGUCGGGAUGCUCGGGGUGCGCAUGGAGCUCAACGCCGGGCAGGACCACCGCCAAGACAUCCGCCAAGAGAGCAGCAAGGAGAGCGGCGGGGAGAGCAACGAAGAGAGCAGCGAGGAGAGUGGCGGGGUGAGCAGCGAGGAGAAAACUCAGGAGAGGACUCAGGAGAGGGCCCAGCAGAGGACCCAGCAGAGGACCCAGCAAAGGACCCAGCAGAGGGCCCAGCAGAGGACCCAGCAGAGGACCCAGCAAAGGACCCAGGGGAAGACCCAGGAGAGGAAGAAAGACGGGAACCUAGACAAAACCCAGGAUUGUUCGAUGUUCCUGAGGGCGAUAGCGACGAUGCACAUUCCAGGGCUCCACCACGGCGAGAUGAUGAUGAAAUUAUGAACACUCGAACUAGUCGUGGGCCUCAUCGUAGACAAAUGCGUCGACAGGAAGGGAUGGCUCAUGGCCAUGGUGAACAUAACGACUAUGCACACUCCAGAGCUCCUUCAAGGCGAGACGAUUCUGAGACUGUGGAUUAUCAGAACCGUGACAGGCGCCCGCGAGGAUAUGACCGUCCUGAUCGUGCCAGCAGGGAAGUGGGCCUUGGUCCCGCCGUUGGCGCGGAGAGACACGAGUCGCCGCCUCGCUGGCUUGAACUCGGAGAACUAAAACAGUGGGAACGCGAGCGCGGACUACGACCAUGA